Molecule: messenger RNA, 3429 nt
Organism: Magallana angulata
Lineage: Eukaryota; Metazoa; Mollusca; Bivalvia; Ostreida; Ostreidae
Product: mutS protein homolog 5-like
Exons: 29
Coding region: 362-2914 (850 amino acids)
Biological process (GO): mismatch repair; chiasma assembly
Cellular component (GO): nucleus
Molecular function (GO): ATP binding; ATP-dependent DNA damage sensor activity; mismatched DNA binding
Source: RefSeq, a predicted model, not a curated record
AUUUUCCCACAUUCGAUAUUACACUGCAAGGCAAUGUUAAUGUAAAAUCUCGAGGAGUUUCGAACAAAUUAAGAAGAUCCAUUGGCUAAAACAAGUCACAUGUCUGCCGAAGGGCACUACGGGAAUUUAACCAUAUACAGGAAAAUAACGUGACGUCUGAAAACUAAGUAAGGCCAACCUCCAUAACAACAUAACAAACCACGCCUCUAGAGUGCAGGCAUUAAGGCACAUGACGUUUUGCUUGAUCGCACAGCGCGUGGUAGGGAAAUUCCGAGCGCCGAUGAGUCAUAGGCUAUUCAGAUGAGGGGAUUUGACUGGAUAAACACCUAAUCGAUAGAACAGUAAAAUUCCGCAAUUGAACAUGAACUCAACGUCUCGAUAUGGAAACUCAACCCUUUCCCACAGUUUUACCCGCAAUCAGGAAACCAUGGAAACUGGUGAUUCGGACAGUGGAGAUAUGGAUUCCACUUCAAUUAAUGAAGUACAUCGAGUGAUGCCCAAUACUGUAGAAGAUGACCAGAUAUAUAUGUCUGUUCUUUGGCAUAAUGGAAAACUUGGAAUGGCUUACUAUGACACAGAGUUGACACAGAUUUUUAUGCUGCUGGAUAUAGUGGAAUCGGAUGAUUUUCUGUUUCUAAAGAGAAUUUUGCGGCAAUUGCAUCCAACAUGCGUUUUGCUCAGUUCUAAACAAGAUGAUCGACUAGUGCAGACACUGAAGUCUCUAGUUUCCACCAACAGUGAUGCUGGAAAUAUUUCUCUUGCAUCAGAUGAUAUUUCCCUCUCAACUGAACAUUCAAACAAACUUCAGUUCCUACCCAGUAUAGAUUUCAAUCCUGAUAUUUGCAAGAGACGAAUCUUAAAUUUAGACCUGCCAGGAAUUCCUGAUCACUAUACAGACACAGAAAAAACCCUGUAUUUCUCCUCUCUCAUCUCUUUUGACAACAUCACAACAAUCAGAGCAACGGGUGGGCUGCUGAAAUACCUGGAGAAGAUGAGGGUAGGGGUAGAGUUAGAGGAUGCCUCCGUUAGAGUGCCAGUGAUGGAUCUCAAAGUUGUCACUCUGGAUGACCAAGUAUCUCUGGAUGACACAGCCUUCAGUGCACUACAGAUAUUCCAGAAGGAGGCACAUCCCUCAGUCUAUAAGAUCGGACAAGGUGGAGCCAAGGAGGGACUCAGUCUGUUUGGCCUAUUAAACAGAUGCAGGUCACCAAUUGGUACAAGAAAGCUUAGACUGUGGUUUUUGCGUCCAAUCCGGGACAUAGAUGUCAUAAAGCAGAGACAGGAUGCAGUAGCCUUCUUUGUGAAUCCUCGGAAUAUUGAAGUUUUUUCUACCUUAACAGACUGCAUGAAGAACAUCAAAAACAUAGUGCCAGUUCUGAAGAGAAUGUACCAAGCUCAGGCGACCGUGAUAGACUGGCAAGCACUCUAUAAGACAGUUUAUCAUGCUAUUUACAUUGGAGAUUUGUGUAGAGCCCAGCCUCAGACUGUUCAUAUCUUUAGAAGGAUUAGUGAAGCAUUUAAAGAUGAUCUUCACAGAAUUGCAAAUCUGAUCAACAAAAUUGUGGAUUUUGAAGAGAGCAAAGUGGUUGGCAGAUUUGUAGUGAAGCCCAAUGUUGAUUCUGAAUUAGAUGACAAAAAAAGGACAUAUAACGGUCUGCCGGAUUUUAUGACAAAGUUAGCAGCAGAGGAGCUGGAGAGACUGAGUGAUGACAUCCAGGAGUGUAAUGUCAUCUACCUCCCACAGCUGGGUUAUCUAUUGGCGAUCCCACGUCUUGAUUACAUGCAGACAGAGGAAGACUUUGAAAUGCCAGGGCUAGAGUUUGUGUUUUUGUCAAACAAUAUGUUGCACUACAAAAGUGAUCGCACAAGAGAGUUGGAUAUACUUUUGGGAGAUACACAGUGUGAGAUUACAGACCAAGAAACUGCCAUCAUGCACAAGCUACAGAAUGCCAUCCUGGAGAGUUAUAGAACCCUGACUGAGGUGCAGGAUCUGUGUGCUGAGCUGGACUGCUUACUGUCACUAGCUGCCUCUGCAACAGAGUUUAACUAUGUCAGACCUUCAGUUGUUAGUGAAGGAGUUAUCAACAUCAAUGGAGGAAGACACCCAAUCCAAGAAGUUUGCUGCAGUCCCUUUGUGCCAAAUGAUACUCUAAGUAACACAAACAACGGAAAGAUGAAAGUUCUUACUGGGCCAAAUGCAUCCGGAAAGAGCGUCUAUCUGAAACAGGUAGCUCUGAUAGUAUACAUGGCUCACAUUGGUAGCUUUGUUCCAGCAGAAUCCGCGGUGAUUGGCUGUGUGGACAGGAUAUUCACUCGGAUAAGGACAAUGGACAGUGUGUCUGUGGGUCUGUCAACCUUCAUGAUCGAUGUGAACCAGAUGUCAGAGGCUUUAAGGGAUGCUACAGAGAGGUCUUUAGUUGUAGUUGAUGAGUUUGGUAAAGGAACAGAGCUGGUGGAUGGAAUGGCUCUGCUGUGUUCUUGUCUGUCAUUCUGGAUUGACAAAGGCAAGUCCUGUCCCCAUGUGUUGGUGUCCACACAUUUUCACAGCAUCAUUCACCAGCAGCUGCUCCCAGAGUCACCAAUGGUUAAAUUCCUGACAAUGGACAGUCUGACAGAGGAGGGGGAUCUCCUGUUCCUGUACCAGCUGGUGGAGGGACAUGCCAGGUCAAGCUAUGCCAGUCAUGUGGCUCUACAGGCAGGGCUGCCCCAGGAAAUUGUCAAAAGGGGCAAAGAGGUAUCUGAGCUGAUCCGACAGAACAAGCCAGUUUACGCCAUUGACACAGCUGACACAGAAACUCAUUUUAAAAGGAGUGAACUUAUUGUCAAAAAGUUUUUGGACCUGGACUUGGAAACAGAUGAUUUGGAAAGUUUCCUGAGAGAUUUUGUGAUGCCAACAAGUGAAGGGAAGCUGUGAAAGUGUUUCCUAAGAACUGCAGUAGAAAGAAACCAUUGAUCUGGAAAUCAUUCAGUAGUAUGAUGAAAUUGAAGUUAAUUAGGCGCAAUGCUUAAUUUAAGCAUUACACUAGUACAUGUACAACUAAGAAAUCAUAGCACUGAAAAAUGGAGGGGAUUUUGUUUAAAUUAUACCUUUUUUAUAGAGAAAUAUAUUGAACAGCAGUCUGAUUGAAAUCUGAUCAUUGAUGAUUCAAAUACUUGCUUCGAUCAUUUUCAUCAUGCUUUUAGUUUCAAUAAACUGUUGAAUGUUUACGAUGUGCAUUGUUAUGGUUUCAAGUAAAAAUGGUAAGGUUGGAAGUAGUCUUUUUUGUAUCAAAAGGGAACAUCCGAUUUUACUUGUGAAGGAUAGUAUGCAUAGGUAUUGCCUAUUGUAUUGAUUGAUGUUUUUUCAUCUAUUGUAUAAGACAGCGGAAUAUUAACUGGCAAGAUUGGAAAUAUACAGCUUACAUCAGUUUCACUUGUUACAGUCAAAAC